Messenger RNA from Aspergillus nomiae NRRL 13137, 762 nucleotides. RefSeq lists its product as uncharacterized. The transcript is spliced from 4 exons. The coding region runs from base 1 to 762 and encodes 253 amino acids. The record is from RefSeq and is a predicted model, not a curated record. NCBI's taxonomy places the organism in Eukaryota, Fungi, Ascomycota, Eurotiomycetes, Eurotiales, Aspergillaceae.
AUGGAUCAAAAAGUCUACCUUAUUACAGGUGCGAAUAGAGGGAUUGGUUUGGGCUUUGUGCAAUUCUAUCUUUCCGGUCAGGAUAAUGUGGUCAUUGCCUGUGUCCGGCCAUCUCAAAUAAGAGCCGUAUCUCUUCAAUCUAUUCCCACUGGGCCCGGGAGUCGUCUUAUAGUCAUCCCAAUGGAGAGUGAUUCGAUCUCGUCGAUUGUGCAAGGUGUGCAACUGAUCAAGGAAAAUGGUAUCUCAAGAAUCGAUGUUGCCAUUUCCAAUGCAGGAAUAUCUCAAGCAACUUGCCCUAUGGCCUCGGUCCCACUGAGCGACAUUCAGCAACAUAUAGAAGUUAAUGCAUACGGACCUCUUUUUCUGUUUAGGGAAGCCCUUGACCUUCUGAAAAACUCCGUUGCCCCGAAGUUCGUCUAUAUUUCAACGUUUGCUGCGUCAACAAGUUCUGUGCAGCUUAUGCCUGACGUUCCAAUUGGAACAUACGGCGCAAGCAAGGCCCUAGCCAACUACUUCAUGCGGAGAUUAUCACUCGAGAAUAAGACAAUAUGUACCUUUUCACUCGCCCCAGGAUACGUCGCUACGGAAAGCGCUUUGGAGCAAGCAAAAGAUUUUAUUCCUCACCAGGAAAAACUGCAAGCAUUCCCCUUGAUUUCGACCGCAGAUAGUGUCUCUCGGAUGGCUAGGCUUAUUGAGAAAGCGACCACCAAGAACACGAACGGGUGCUUCCUUAACUACACGGGGGAGGAUAUCCCAUGGUGA